Molecule: messenger RNA, 1284 nt
Organism: Arachis ipaensis
Lineage: Eukaryota; Viridiplantae; Streptophyta; Magnoliopsida; Fabales; Fabaceae
Source: RefSeq, a predicted model, not a curated record
AUGAGGUAUGAUGGGACUCAAGAUUCUCAGGAACAUCUAACGGCCUUUGAAGCCAGGAUGAACCUGGAAGGGGUAGGCGAUGAAGUAAGGUGUCGCGCUUUUCCCGUAACUUUGGCAGGACCGGCGAUUCGUUGGUUCAAUGCCCUCCCUCAGGGCUCCAUAACCACCUUUUCCGACAUCAGUCAUGCCAUCUUGGCUCAGUUCACCACGCGCAUCUCUAAAAUGAAACACCUGAUCAAUCUGCUAGGAGUAACACAAAGAACUGGCGAGCUGACUCGGAAGUACCUGGACAGAUUCAACGAUGAGUGUUUGAAAAUUGAUGGCCUAACCGAUUCGGUGGCCAGCCUGUGUUUGACCAACGAAUUAUUGAACGAGGAUUUCAGGAAACAUCUUACCACCAAGCCCGUUUGGACAAUGCAGGAGAUUCAGAACGUAGGCAGGGAGUACAUCAAUGACAAAGAAGUAAGCCAAGUCGUGGCGGCCAAUAAACCGCAGCCCGCCUACUCCAAUGCUCGCCCGUCAGGCUACGGGAAAAGGUCAAAAGAGCACUCCAAGGACGGAGGAUCAGCUAAAACCUUCAAGUCAUUUCUCCGGAUCGCCGACAAGGGCAUCUUGUCGAAGCCCCGACAACUCAAGGACAGGACGGGAAGAAACAAAAACCUCUAUUACGAUUACCACAAGGGCUAUGACCAUAAGACCCAAGACUGCUUCGACCUCAAAGUCGCCCUAGAGCAAGCCAUCCGGGAAGGAAAGUUGGCUGAUUUCUCCCACCUCAUAAGGGAACCAAGAAGGCGGGAUCAUGACCGAUCAAACGAGGACAAAAGCCGCGUCGUAAGACAAAGACGGGAGCCCAAGGAGGAUAAUGAGCAUGGUCUCACUGUAGUGAAUGUGGUGAUUGGAAGAGAUGUCCUCCCCAGAUCGAAAUCGGCUAACAAGAAGGACGCCAAGGUCUUAGCUAUAUCCUCUGGCUCCACGCCGCCCUCCCGAAGGGUACCCUCGAUAUCAUUCGGCCCCGAAGAUCAAUGGUUUGACGAGGUCCCAGAGAACCCCCCGAUGGUGAUCACGGCUAGGGUGGGCACUGGCCUAGUAAAACGGAUCCUGGUGGACAUAGAAGCUGAUUCCAACAUCAUGUUUCGCAAUGUAUUUGAUGCUCAGGGCCUACGAGACACCGACUUGAGGGGCCACCAACAUGGUGUGGUAGGCCUAGGCGAUAACUUCAUCAAGCCCGAUGGAGUGGUUUCCCUCCCGGUCUCAUUGGCAGAGGUCGGGGGAAGAGGUCGCUGA